GGAAUACGAAUAGCAGAACACGUGUGUUGCUUUGGGUUUGACGCAUGUUUGACGGCAAUCUUGCAAAUUGUGAAAAAUAAAUAACGCAUUAUUGUGUUAUAAAGGGUUGAUAAAAACGAAAAAUCGAAGAUGUUGAGAAGACAAGCCCGACUAAGGCGGGAAUACCUCUAUCGAAAGUCAGUACAGGACAAAAUGAAGACGAUCCAGGACAAGAAAGAGAGGUUAAAACAUAGCCUAGAAGAGAAUACUCCGAUCCACCACGACCUGAGGAAGAACGCGUUGCAUUUGCAGAAAAAAAUCGAGUGGGAAGAUGCGGGCCCCGCAAUGGCAGCAGCGAUCGGUACGGAGAUGGGAGGAGCAAUCGGCACGCACGAGGACGACGAAUACCGAUGGGCAGGAGUCGAGGACCCAAAAAUAGUUAUAACGACAUCGCGAGACCCCAGCUCGAGGCUGAAAAUGUUCGUCAAAGAGCUCAGACUGAUUUUUCCGAACUCCCAAAGGAUGAAUCGUGGUAACUAUGAAAUGAAACAGCUAAUUCAUGCGUGUCGUGCCAAUGAUGUCACCGACUUUAUCAUGGUACACGAGCAUAGAGGGAUUCCAGACACCCUGGUUGUCUGCCAUCUGCCCUAUGGACCUACAGCCUAUUUCACCAUGUCAGACGUCGUCAUGCGCCACGAUAUUCCAGACAUUGGAACAAUGUCUGAACAGUAUCCGCAUUUGAUAUUUCACAACUUUAAAACUAAAUUGGGACAGAGGACUGUCAGUAUAUUAAAGCAUUUAUUUCCUGUACCUAAGGAGGACAGCAAAAGGAUAAUCACUUUUGCUAAUCAUGACGACUAUAUUUCAUUCCGUCAUCACAAUUACAAAAAAAUCAAUGGCAAGGAUAUUGAAAUGUCCGAAGUCGGUCCUAGAUUUCAACUCAAAUUGUACGAAAUAAAGUUGGGCACAUUAGACAAUGCUGCUGCUGCUGAUUCGGAAUGGGCCUUGCGACCUUACAUGAAUACUACUCAUAAAAGACGGUUUCUAUCUGAAGAAGAUGGGUGGCAACAGGAAGAUGACUUUUAGAUGGACUUUAAGUCAGACAUGUGGUGUUUUAUAAAUAAA
This is a messenger RNA of Diprion similis, 1104 nucleotides long. Its product is annotated as U3 small nucleolar ribonucleoprotein protein IMP4. Gene Ontology annotation, molecular function: snoRNA binding; rRNA primary transcript binding. Gene Ontology annotation, biological process: rRNA processing. Bases 130 to 1065 code for a protein of 311 amino acids. Lineage: Eukaryota; Metazoa; Arthropoda; Insecta; Hymenoptera; Diprionidae. The record is from RefSeq and is a predicted model, not a curated record. The transcript has a single exon. Gene Ontology annotation, cellular component: small-subunit processome; nucleolus; Mpp10 complex.